UAUGAAAGAAUAAAAGAGAUUUGGCUUCAUAUUGAGGGAAAGAGAGAAGGGGAAAGACAGAGAGGAAGCAAUGAAUUUUGCAAAUUCCCAAUUGUUUCUUCCCAUCUUUUUCUUCUUUUUCUUCUUCUUCGUCAUUUCUCCCUUUCCCGCAUUAGCGCAACAAACGGAUUGGGACAGCGAAGAAACUCAACAUAGAAACGGAUUUGGGCGCAGAGUUCUUUUGAGUUUCAAAGAAAAACCCUCAGGAACUAACGUUACCUUUGAAUGUGCUCCUUCGGGCCCCUGUGUUCCCUGCCUCUACUCUGAGAAGGGUGACAGCAAAUAUCGGUGCAGUGAGACUGGGUACCGGAUCCCAUUCAAAUGUGUAGAAAUUAAAGAUUCAACAAAGGAUGCAAAGAAAACAAAGUCUCAAAAAGGUCGGUCUUCUUUAGAAAUUGGUGAUGGUACUGCAGAAUCUCAGAAAGUGUCAUAUGUUACUGGAGAGUAUACUCAUUCACAAUCAGAUAGAAGAUUAGCUGAGGACUCAUCGUCUUCAGAUAAUAGUUCCCAGGCUUACAUAACUUAUAGAAGCUGUAUAACCCCAGUUAAUGAAGAGAAGUUGUCAGUGCUUAAUUUUGAGGGGGUGGUAAUAUUUAUGUUAAUAAUGAGUGGCUCAAUGAUAUACCUAAGAAAAAGGAAGGCAGCAUCAUCUAUGUCUGGUUAUGUAGCUGGAAGGGGUCAAAACAACUCUCGAUUUUGAAAUACAAGAGUGAUUGUAAUUCUAAUUAUUUAAUGUAUAGUUAGUAUACUUUAACUUCUUUCAACUUAUCAACUCAUGGAUGGACCACGCUGUUAUUAUUCAUUGCAUUUUCAGCAUAAUUUAU
Messenger RNA from Vigna umbellata (rice bean), 863 nucleotides. Its product is annotated as structural polyprotein. The record is from RefSeq and is a predicted model, not a curated record. Lineage: Eukaryota; Viridiplantae; Streptophyta; Magnoliopsida; Fabales; Fabaceae.